UGACUUCUGCUAAUUCUUGCUAAUCCUUAGCAGUUAGCUAGCCAGCUUAAGGCCAAGUUAGCUUCAGCUAACAGACUAGCUAAUUCAAACGCAUGGCGAUUAAACUGUGUUCCUGCCUUUGUAGUUACAUUUUCUUUUUUCCAUGUCUUAAAUAUGUAAUCUGCUAAUUUAUUAGUACGCAAUAAUUAGUACGCAUAUUGCGGGAUCAUUUCAGGUAACACUUUUUAUGGUGGCUUUACGUCAGUAGCUCUUCCUGGACGUCGAAGUUCGUCAAAGUUGAUAGACGUUUACCUGUGUACAAAGUGUCAUUCGCUAAAACAUCGACAAUGACAACACUUGUCGUGGUUCCUAAACGCGUGUACCUGAAAUGAGACUUUCCACAGGUCUGUAAGCAUAAGAUUUGGCAAAGAUAUGGACUCUCCAGAUAAAAGUCCCAGUCCUGCACAGAGAAAACACAGCGGACCUUCAGAGGACGAAUCUAGCCCUAAUGCAGAGAAGCCCCAACAGGAGAGUUCGACUGAGAAAAGCCCCAAGGAAAGGUCAUCCCCUCAGGCCAGUCCUGCGGUCCACAGCCCCUCUGGAAGCUCUUCCUCCAGCAGCUCUGGUGGCAGUGACAGUAGUGAUGAGGACGAGCAUCAAGGGGCACUGAGGAAGAUUCGAAGCAGCGUGGCUCAGAUCAAAAGGUCCACGUCCAAGGAGCAAGAUCGAGCCAGAUCCACAGAGAAAGACAGAUCUAGAUCCAUGGGAGAAAAUAGUUCCAGGUCCAGAUCCAGAGAAAGAGAUGAUUCUGUAGGAAGAGACAGAUCCAGGUCCAGGGGAAGAGACAGGUCCCAAGACAGAGACAGAUCCAGAGGACGAGACAGAUCAAGAUCUAGAGAGAGAAUGAGGUCAAGGUCCAGGGGGCGAGACAGAUCCAGGUCCAGAGGACGGGACAGAUCCAGAGAGAGAGACUGGGAGCGCUAUGACAGAGGACGCUAUGUUAGAGAUCGCUAUGAUGAUCGCUUUGACAGACGCAAUUGGGAUGCAGAGUCAGAUUACAGGAGGCGAGGCCGCACUGCUUCGUCUCCAGCUGAUAGGGAACCAGCUGCAGCUGAUGAGCCACCAGUCAAAAAGAAGAAGGAGGAGCUUGACCCGAUCCUUACGAGAACCGGAGGAGCCUACAUCCCUCCUGCCAAACUACGUAUGAUGCAGCAGCAAAUCUCUGACAAGAGCAGCCUGGCCUAUCAGAGAAUGAGCUGGGAGGCUCUGAAGAAGUCCAUCAACGGUUUGAUUAACAAAGUCAACGUGUCCAACAUUGUGAACAUCAUCCAGGAGCUGCUGCAGGAGAACAUCGUCAGGGGCAGGGGUUUGCUGUCUCGCUCAGUGCUUCAGGCUCAAGCAGCUUCUCCAAUCUUCACUCAUGUCUAUGCUGCUGUUGUUGCUAUCAUCAACUCCAAGUUCCCUCAGAUUGGAGAACUGAUCCUCAAACGUCUCAUUCUCAACUUCAGGAGGAGCUAUCGCCGCAACCUCAAGCUACAGUGCCUGACAGCCUCAAAGUUUGUGGCUCAUCUCAUCAACCAGAAUGUGGCCCAUGAGGUUCUGUGUCUGGAGAUGCUUACUCUGCUGCUGGAGCGACCGACUGAUGACAGUGUGGAGGUCGCCAUCGCCUUCUUAAAGGAGUGUGGACUCAAACUGACAGAGGUCUCCCCUCGAGGAAUCAAUGCCAUUUUUGAGCGUCUCCGGAACAUCCUCCAUGAGUCAGCUAUUGACAAAAGGGUCCAGUACAUGAUUGAGGUAAUGUUUGCUAUAAGGAAGGACGGCUUCAAAGAUCAUCCAGUGAUCCCAGAGGGAUUGGACCUAGUGGAUGAGGAAGACCAGUUUACCCACAUGCUACCUCUGGAGGACGAGUACAACACAGAGGAUGUCCUCAAUGUGUUUAAGAUGGACCCUGACUUCCUGGAGAAUGAGGAGAAAUACAAAACCAUUAAGAGAGAUAUCCUGGAUGAGGGCAGCAGCGAUUCAGGGGAGGAUGGAGACGGCAGCGACGAAGAUGAAGAGGAGGAACAAGAGAACGAAGAAGAGGCAGAUGAUGAGAAAGUCACCAUCUUUGAUAAGACAGAAGUCAAUCUGGUUGCUUUCAGAAGGACCAUCUACCUUGCUAUACAGUCCAGUUUGGACUUUGAGGAGUGUGCUCAUAAGCUGAUCAAGAUGGACUUUCCUGAGAGCCAGACGAAGGAGCUGUGCAACAUGAUCCUGGACUGCUGCGCUCAACAGAGAACCUAUGAGAAAUUCUUCGGGCUCCUUGCUGGGAGGUUUUGUCUGCUGAAAAAGGAGUACAUGGAGAGUUUUGAGGGGAUUUUCGCGGAGCAGUAUGAAACAAUCCACAGACUAGAGACCAACAAACUGAGGAACGUGGCCCGACUCUUUGCUCACCUGCUCUAUACAGACUCUGUCCCCUGGAGUGUGUUGGAGUGCAUCAGGAUGAGUGAGGAGACCACAACCUCAUCCAGUCGGAUCUUUGUCAAGAUCCUGUUCCAGGAGCUCUGUGCCUACAUGGGGCUCCCCAAACUCAAUCAGAGGCUCAAAGACCAGACUCUGCAGUCGUUCUUCGAAGGUCUGUUUCCUCGCGAUAAUCCCAGAAACACUCGCUUUGCCAUCAACUUCUUCACCUCUAUUGGACUAGGAGGACUGACGGAUGAGCUGAGGGAGCAUUUGAAGAAUGCUCCGAAGAUGAUCAUGACUCAGAACCAGGAAGUGGAAUCUUCCGACUCGUCCUCCUCAUCCUCAUCUUCGUCUGACUCCUCUUCAUCAGAUUCCUCCAGCGACUCGGAUUCAGACUCCUCAGACUCUUCCUCCAGCAGCAGCAGCUCAGAUUCCGAUACCAAACACAGGAAGAGGAAGAAGAGGAAAGAUGAAAGUGAGGAAAAGAAGAAGCGAGGGAAGGACAAGGACAAACACUCUGACAAGAAGCAAGCCAGACGAAAGAAACACGAUGAUGACAGUGAUGACGCGAAGCAGGCGAGGAAGGAAGGAAAGGGCCGUACGCGUGAGGUGGAGGGUCGCGAGCGUGCACGUGAGGGCGCCCGUCGAAGCAGACGAGACGAAAGAACAGACGAGGAGGAACAGGACGAGGAGAGGAGACGAAAAACGGACGCUCAAGGCAGACAAAGGGACGGAGAGAGGGAACGAGACAGAGGGAGGGACAGAGACAGGGAGCGAGUGAGGGAGAGAGAGAACGAGGAGAAGAGGGACAGGGAGACGCACAGGGAGAGAGAGAGGGAGAGAGAGAACGAGGAAAAGAGGGACAGGGAGACGCACAGGGAGCGAGAGAGGAAUAAAGAGAACAGAGACCGGAACAGGGAGAGAGAGGACAGGAGGAGGAGAUAGGAGUGCAGAGGUCGAAGUGAUGGACUGACAGCCUGGAGAAUCUUUCCCUUCAUUCAUUCAUUCAUUCAUUCAUUCAUUCAUUAAUUCAUGUCUUCGUUACCUCAUCCUGUCACUGUGGUGUCUGGAUUUCGGGACCCCUGUCUCCUUCGCUACGGUUUCUCGCUCUGUAUUUUCUAUUGUUAUAUGACCUAUGUUGUGAAUGAAACGAGAACAAAAAACAAUUAAAGUUACUUUCGAUGUUUUUAA
Betta splendens (Siamese fighting fish) is the source of this 3612-nucleotide messenger RNA. It is a transcript of the gene cwc22, whose product is annotated as CWC22 spliceosome associated protein homolog. The record is from RefSeq and is a predicted model, not a curated record. Gene Ontology annotation, cellular component: catalytic step 2 spliceosome. Gene Ontology annotation, biological process: mRNA splicing, via spliceosome. The coding region runs from base 412 to 3366 and encodes 984 amino acids. Gene Ontology annotation, molecular function: RNA binding; protein binding. Lineage: Eukaryota; Metazoa; Chordata; Actinopteri; Anabantiformes; Osphronemidae. The transcript has 20 exons.